AUGGCUGCGAACAUGAGGCUGUCCAUCAGUUUGCUCCAGCUGGCUCUAAUACCUCUGGAGGCAUCGAAAUUUACACCGAUACCACAGCGCUUGCGCUUUUGGAAACUUCCGGCCUCGCUCAAUACGGCCAUCUUCCACACGGACUUUGGAUCGCUGGCCGCGGCCGAUUUCGACACCAACUACCCGGCCAGUCUAGAGUUUCUCUGCGAGGAAGGCGCCUCCCUCUCGAUCGCCACGGGCUUCCUGACCAACAUGGACUACAUCGAGGAGUUAAAGUUUACCAACUGUGACCUUGGGGGCAUCCCGGCGGCCGCCUUCAGUGGCGUUGGGUCCCUCGACAUGCUGAGCUUUGAAAAUGGCACGGUCAGCUCAAUGAGCGAUGACAUGCUAGAUGGCGUCAUAAUUCGUCGCAAUACGUCAUCAACACCUGCGUUCCCGAAACACAACGGGGCGUUCAAGAUGGUGAACACCAAGUACACCGGGACGUUUCCCCCCGCUGUGUUCGCCAACCAGAAAGUGUACGAAGUAGUUCUGCGGAACACAAACCUAUUUAAUGUGGAUGCGGGCCUGUUUUCCAGCGCCCCGAACGUCCGGUAUCUUGACCUCAGCUACAACUCGUUCUCGGAACUUCCGGAGAAGAUUCUCACGGACCUCUCGAAAUCACUCGGUGUUAUUCGUCUGUACGGAACAGACAUCCAGUGCACAUGUGACAAGCUGUGGUUUCUUGAUCACGUGACCUCCAACUACCUGACGCUAGAGGGCGACAUCGUGUGCGUAAACACCGGGGCAGAGUGGGACGGAAUUGCUCUGGUCGGAGCAUGCCUGACCCCUAUUGACAUCGUGGGGUACGCGGUUGGAUUCAUCGGAUUCGUCCUGGGCUGGGUGGUUCUCGGCCUUACCGACCACACCCGGCGUCAAAUGAACGGCGUCGCAGGUAACAAGAAGCCGGGAACCAAGAAAAAGGCGCCUGCUGCAAAACAGCCAGACGUUUAA
Dreissena polymorpha is the source of this 993-nucleotide messenger RNA. RefSeq lists its product as uncharacterized. Gene Ontology annotation, molecular function: protein binding. NCBI's taxonomy places the organism in Eukaryota, Metazoa, Mollusca, Bivalvia, Myida, Dreissenidae. The coding region runs from base 1 to 993 and encodes 330 amino acids. Gene Ontology annotation, cellular component: extracellular matrix. The transcript has 7 exons. The record is from RefSeq and is a predicted model, not a curated record.